AUGGGACACGUUACUUUGUUUUAUGCAAUCGUAGGUGGUCCUCAAAGUAUUUUCUCCGUACGCAUCGAUACGAAUCGAUCGCUAGGUCACUUGAAGAAUACGAUCAAGGCAGAAAAACCAAGUAUGAUCCACUGCGAUGUCAUUGACAUGCAGCUCUUUCUGACGAAAAGAGAUGGUGGUCAUGGUGCGUGGAUGACGGAAGAAGUGGUGCAGCAGGGCGUUACUGAAACUAAGGAGUUGCACCGGCUGAACACUAUAACAGCGCGACUGAGCUCGUGCGGUUUGUCGGAGCAGGACGUGCAAACUCAAAGUACGGCAAAUCCUCUUGUUCACGUCCUGGUGGUGGUUUCAAAGAGAUGCUGGCCACCUGUAGGCUGUGUCACUGUCGGCGUCACGCAAUACAUGAGAGUGAAUCCCGCACCACUGGUUGCGUUUUGGAACGCGAUAAAAGCGACGUCUACCAAGAUCGUUGCUAAUGAUGCGAUCGCGCUGCCAGAAGAAACGAAUUAUUUUGAUUACCUGGGUAUCAGUUCUAUUGUGUACGUUCGUCAUUGCUAUUUGCAGCUAUGGGAAGCUUGUUCGGAUACUUUUCACGGUGGAAAAAAUGCCUCACGACGUGUGAUAAUUCUGGGCAACGAAGGAAUCGGCAAAACACAUUUCGGGUUCUUCGUUCUGUUGUGUCUUGCACGCCGUGGAGCGACGGUGGUGUAUGAGAAGUACAGAGCCAGUGGGCGCUACCUAUUCUCUAAUGAUCUGGUGAUUGAUGGAUUGGGGUCGGAUUUUGAUGACGUUCUUGAGCAGCCAAAUACGUUUUACGUUGUGGAUGACGUCAAGCCAGCACAAUGUGAAGCGAAGACAAUUCUCGUCGCCGUGCGGGUCUGUUUGGUAUGA
Molecule: messenger RNA, 891 nt
Organism: Peronospora matthiolae
Lineage: Eukaryota; Oomycota; Peronosporomycetes; Peronosporales; Peronosporaceae
Source: the annotation of a GenBank genome assembly